This is a messenger RNA of Quercus lobata, 432 nucleotides long. RefSeq lists its product as uncharacterized. Bases 1 to 432 code for a protein of 143 amino acids. NCBI's taxonomy places the organism in Eukaryota, Viridiplantae, Streptophyta, Magnoliopsida, Fagales, Fagaceae. The transcript has a single exon. The record is from RefSeq and is a predicted model, not a curated record.
AUGGGGAAAGUCAUCAAGAAGGUCGAAAAUUGUCAAGCUCAGUUACAGUUGUGGGACAAAAAUGUGUUUGGCAAUGUUCAUCGAACUUUAGCUCGGAAAAAAAUUGAGUUAGUAGAGGCAGAAGCUGACUCCAUGGCUGGUAGAGGAAAUUCUAGAUUACAAGUGCUCUCUGAUGAAAUUAAGAAGCUCAUGGACCUGGAGGAGUGUAUGUGGAAUCAACGAUCCAAGGUUGAUUGGUUGAAAUAUGGGGAUUUGAAUACGAAAUAUUUUCACUGCCGUGCAACAGAAAGAAACAAAAGAAACCUUAUAGCAGGUCUAGAAAAUGAGUUUGGAGAAUGGGUUGAAGACGAGAAUUGUAUUAGGGACAUUCUGAAUUCUUAUUUUUCUUCCCUGUUUACAACGGCAAAUCCCAAUGUCUUUGAACCAGUAUAA